Molecule: messenger RNA, 384 nt
Organism: Mangifera indica (mango)
Lineage: Eukaryota; Viridiplantae; Streptophyta; Magnoliopsida; Sapindales; Anacardiaceae
Exons: 2
Coding region: 1-384 (127 amino acids)
Source: RefSeq, a predicted model, not a curated record
AUGGGGGAUUUUAGAUCCAAGUCAUGCAGGAUGGGGGGGUUCUAUGGAGGAGGCAAAACAGCACCAACAAGCAUACAAGACUUCAGAAGUUACAGUGCCAAUUAUACUUCUAACAGUAAUUAUAAUUAUAAUAACAGCAAUAAGGAGAUUAAGAUGAAGAAAAGCAAAAGCACUUUUGGGUCUUCUUCUUCAAGAAGCUGGAGCUUUAGUGACCCUGAGCUUCAAAGGAAGAAAAGGGUUGCCAGCUAUAAGGUGUAUACUGUUGAAGGCAAAUUAAAAGGCUCUUUCAGGAAGAGCUUGAAGUGGAUCAAGAAUACUUAUAGCCAAGUUCAUAGUUGUGAGACUGUGUUUGUUCUUUUGGGAUCUGAAGAGGUAUUUGCAUAA